AUGAGUUCCUUGCCAAUCACCGAAGCGACACCUGAACCUCACACUCCAAACAUCAAUAAUGACGACAAUGUCGACAAGAACACGUCGAUAGAUUUGACGGGAGAUGAUUCUGGGGAUGAUAACGAUGUAGGUGAUGUAGGGAAUGCAAAUAAGCGGGAUGAGGGUAUGUUCAGCAAUGGUGAUUCGGGCGCUGUCUCUCAAGCUCGGACCUCUUUUCCAUCAAGUUCAACAUCCUCAUAUCAGAACAAAUCGCACGGUCCUGUUCCAAAUUUUACUCCUAGCCCACAUUCACAUCCCUUUUUAUCCCCUUCAUCGUCUUUUCUUCAACGACCCAACCCUCAGUCACCUUCGAACGAUACAAAUGGUGUGACCUUCACUGGAUCCAAUAUGAGAUCCCCUAUGACUUCGAACAAUUCGAUCGCAGGUCCUAGCAAUCUUGGCUUCAGUCCAUUCGCUCCUAAUUCCAAUGGAUCAAACACUACUCGUCAAACUCCGACAGUGACUGGCUGGACACCUAAUCCUGGGAUGAUCCCGCACUCAAUAGGUGUCAAUGGUAUUUCAGCUGGUACAGAUGCUUCAUCAGCUAUCGAUCUUACAAGUAGAAACAUUCCAUCCCCUCCUCCACCGAGCAAUGACAAGAAACCGAUCUGCAUAGGCGCAAUAUGGUCUCACGUCAUCAUGCUCUACCCUUGUUCUGCGGUAUUGGUCGGGGCACAGCCGCCACCGGAAGGUAAAGAGAGAUAUGAUGUAGUGGAGUGUAGAGGUGCAGAGCUCAUUCGAGUGAAACUCAAGCAUCGGGCAGCUGGAACUCCCGCCAGAAAGAACGAACCGAACAACAUCCUCACUCGAGACACCAUACAGGUUUUGACUCCUGCUCUUACAACAUUCAUUGGAGACCUCGAUGUGGUAGUUGCCGACCCUCUAAUUGGUCUCAUGGCGAGAGGUUUGGCCAGACUGGAAGGUUUCGUACAGCGAGUUCAACCUGAUGUGCAUACAUUCACCGUACGGAUCAAUAUUCUUGUAUUCACCCUGCCAUCAAAUGUUCAAUAUAUCGCCAACAUGCUUGCUAGUAUGUCAAUAUACUUACUCGACCCCGUGCCUCCUUACGAUCCUUCCCGACAUAAUGAACAACCAAGAUACGAAAACGCACAUGGCGGUGGUCAAAUUGCGGCUCAGAUGGCUAUGUUAGCGCAGAGGAGAGCCGCAGCUGCUAGUGGAGCAGGGUAUGGGAUGAUGUUCGCAGACAAGGAAAGAGAAAAGGCAACUCAAGUAGAAGUACAAAGGAAACAAGUUGACGAGGUGUUCAAAAGUUUGGACAACGGUGGCGAGCUGGAACAGAGUGAUCCUGGACCUUUGAUAAAGACAGAGUUAUUCCCACAUCAACGUAGAGCUCUCACCUUCUUUCUACAGCGAGAACAGGACUCUGCUUGCUUGAAGCAGGCGAAGAAGAACGCGAAGAAGGUAACCAAGAAGUCAAGGCGGGAACCGAGUACGGAAACCGCUUCUACCGAUGACCCAACAGACAAAGGAAAAGAGAAAGAAAAGGAAAAAGAUAAAGCCGACGAUCCGAGAUCCUUAUGGGAAGGGAUUCGGGAUGAGAAAGGGAAAGUCAGAUCCUGGAAGAACAAGAUUACGGGUGAGGAAACAAGAGCGAAGAAGGGGGAGAAACCGGACGACAGCAAAGGCACAAUAUUGGCCGAUGAUAUGGGUCUGGGUAAAACUCUGUCUGUCGUCUCCCUCAUUGCGGCUACCAGAAGUUCAGCACAUGAUUGGGCAAAGAGCAAGAUUGAAAAGAUAGCUCUUACGCCUACUGAAAAAGAAAAAGACGAAACCGAAUUGAAAUCAUCGUUCACUACCAAAGUCUUUGGCAUGCCUGACAUUCAAGAAUCCGGAGCUAAAGGUAAAAAGAGGAAGCGAGACGAAGACGUAAAUAAAACUCUUCUUGCACGUCGAUCGCGAAUUUCCAUACGCAGCAAAUCAACUCUGUUGGUGUGUCCAAUGUCAACCAUAUCGAAUUGGGAAGAUCAGAUCAAGGAACAUUGGAAUGGACCAGUCGAGAUCAUCGGUGGAACGGCGGGAGUCAUGCCUCCCAAGAAUAUCGAGAGGAAAUGGAAACCGCCCAAGGCGGAUGGACAGGAGUCAUCUGAGGAUGAGCUAUUGGAAGAUUUCGAUGUGCUCAAGGUGUAUAUCUAUCAUGGACCAAGCCGUAGGCCGGAUCCACUAUUCAUCUCCCAGUUUGACGUCGUGAUCACCUCGUACAACACUCUUUCCAACGAAUUCUCCAAGCAAGGCGGCGCAGAGACUGGAACGAACACCCCGUCUGAUACGGCUGAGAAUAGUGGCGAAGAGAUUGAAGUGACUGGAGAUACAUCCUUGAAUAGCCGAGCUGUCAAGCCUGAAGUGGAAGCUGAAAUCAAGGCAAUGGAAGUGUCUGAUGCCAUGAAGUUCAGUAAGAAAGGCAGAGGGAAGCCAAAGGUCACGGGAACGGAGACAUCCCCGCUCCAAGCAAUUGACUGGUUCAGAGUGGUGCUCGAUGAAGCUCACUACAUCAAAACCGCUUCUACGGUAGCUUCGCAAGCCGCUUGCGCCCUCGAAGCUGACAGACGAGUCGCUCUUUCCGGUACGCCCAUCCAGAACAAAAUUGAGGAUGUUUGGGCUCUAUUCAAAUUCCUCCGAGUCAGCCCAGUGGACGAUAAAGAUGUCUUCACGCAGUAUAUCUCAUCGCCAUGUAAAUACGGUGAACAGAUCGGGGUCGCUCGACUUCAAUUGGUCAUGCGAUGUUGUACUCUUCGUCGAACCAAAGACUCGACCUCUGAAGAUGGUAAAAGGAUACUCAACCUUCCGCCAAGGAAAGAAGUGCAAUUGUGGCUUGAGCUUCGGGAGGAUGAAAGGCAGGUCUAUGACGCCAGAGCUUCUGCAGCGAAAGAUCGAAUUGGUCAAUUGCAGGAGAAAAACGAAUUGGGUAAAAACUACGCCAAUAUGUUGCAAGAAAUUCUCCGACUCCGACAAAUUUGUAACCACGUUGAUUUAGCGAUGUCUGGCUCUGUGGAGGAGGACUACGACGGUACCGUGAUGGAUUAUCAAGUUGCCGUCAAAGGUAUCGAUACCAAUGGUCUGAACCAAUCAAGAGCCGUGGCUGUCUGCUGCUUCCUCAAAGAAGGUGCGGGAGCUCUUUGUACCGGCUGUGGCUACGAUUACGGAGAUAUAUUUCCUGACAUAGGCUUAGGAGGUGUGGAGGAAUUUGAAGCAAAGGACGAAAAGCCAAAAACGAAGAAAUUGGCUCAUAAACCAAUCUUAACCAAAUGUUUACAUCUCUAUUGUCCUGCUUGUUUCAAAUCUCAAGUAUACUCUGAUUACUCGAAACGGCAAAAAUCUACAGUCGCUCGAGCCUGUGGCUGUUGUAACGGUAUGCUUCGAUUACCAGCCGAUAUCAUUGAAGUCACCCCUCCGGAAUGUGAGACUUCUGGCGAGGUGAUUCCCGAUCAACCCAAACGGACAGCGAGAAAAAAAUAUGUCCGACCACCAGGAGAGAAACCCAACCUGUCAACUAAGAUGCAAUACCUUCACGAUGAGCUGUUAAUCUUGUCUAAAAAGAACCCAAACUCACCGCACUACGAUCCCUUUGCCUUCGGAGAUGACAUAGAAGAACUUGAUGCCGAGGGGAAGCCUUUAGUCACGAAGAGCAUUGUAUUCUCUCAAUGGACCACGAUGCUCGACAGAAUUUCCGAUAUGCUUGACGAAGCAAAUAUUCGUUAUGCUCGAUUGGACGGCACAAUGACUCGAGAAGAACGAUCAAGGGCUAUCGACGCCUUGAAAUAUAAGAAGCAAGUUGAAGUUUUACUAGUUUCCACACGAGCAGGAGGAGUCGGAUUGAAUUUGACUGUCGCAUCGAGGUGUUACUUGGUCGAUCCAUAUUGGAAUCCAUCAGUCGAAAGUCAAGCUAUCGAUCGUAUUCAUCGGAUGGGUCAGACUCGACCGGUCUUAGCUGUUAAACUCAUGAUCAAAGAUUCGAUUGAAGAAAGGUUGGACAAAAUCCAGAAGAAGAAAGCCAAUCUAGCCCAGUUGUCAUUGAAGAGUAUGAGUCGGAAAGAAUUGAUGGCCCAAAAGUCCGAAGAGCUGGCAACUUUAUUCAGCUAA
Messenger RNA from Kwoniella shivajii, 4137 nucleotides. RefSeq lists its product as uncharacterized. The record is from RefSeq and is a predicted model, not a curated record. Gene Ontology annotation, cellular component: nucleus. Gene Ontology annotation, molecular function: ATP binding; ATP-dependent chromatin remodeler activity. The transcript has 11 exons. Gene Ontology annotation, biological process: DNA repair. NCBI's taxonomy places the organism in Eukaryota, Fungi, Basidiomycota, Tremellomycetes, Tremellales, Cryptococcaceae. Bases 1 to 4137 code for a protein of 1378 amino acids.